AUGACCCAGACAAAGAAGACAAUUGCCGUCGUCAACGCGACGGGGCGCCAGGCUGCUUCGCUCAUCCGCGUCGCCGCGGCCGUCGGUCACCAUGUGCGCGCGCAGGUCCAUUCGCUCAAAGGCCUCAUCGCAGAAGAGCUCCAGGAUAUCCCAAACGUCACAUUAUUCCAGGGCCCCCUGUUAAAUAAUGUCCCGCUGAUGGACACGCUCUUCGAGGGCGCGAACCUCGCCUUCAUCAACACCACCUCGCAAGCCGGCGACGAGAUUGCCAUUGGCAAGGACCUUGCCGACGCCGCCAAACGCGCCGGCACCAUCCAGCACUACAUCUACAGCAGCAUGCCAGAUCACUCGCUCUACGGGCCCUACCCGGCGGUGCCCAUGUGGGCGCCCAAGUUCACCGUGGAAAACUACGUCCGCCAGCUCGGCCUGCCUUCAACCUUCGUCUACACAGGAAUCUACAACAACAACUUCACAAGCUUACCGUACCCGCUCUUCCAGAUGGAACUCAUGCCCGACGGCACGUUCGAGUGGCAUGCGCCCUUUGACCCGGACAUUCCUCUCCCCUGGCUUGACGCGGAGCAUGACGUUGGUCCGGCGCUGCUGCAGAUCUUCAAGGACGGCCCUCAGAAGUGGAACGGUCAUCGGAUUGCGCUCACAUUUGAAACGCUGUCUCCCGAGCAAGUAUGCGCGGCCUUUUCGCGCGCUCUUAACCGCCGGGUGAAGUACGUUCACGUCCCCAAGGUCGAGAUCAAAGUCAACAUCCCUGUUGGGUACCGGGAACAGCUCGAGGCCAUCGAGGUGGUCUUUGGCCAGUACAGGGCCCCCUACUACCCUCUGCCCGAGUUUUCCCGUCCUGCCGCCGGAUCUCCCAAGGGGUUAGGCCCAGCCAACGGCAAGGGCGCUGGUGCCGGAAUGAUGCAGGGCCCUGGAGGGGUAAUCUCACAGCGUGUUACGGACGAAGCCCGGAAGCUGUGGUCAGGCUGGCGAGACAUGGAAGAAUACGCGCGCGAGGUCUUCCCCAUCGAAGAAGAAGCCAACGGGCUGGACUGGAUGCUGUGA
Molecule: messenger RNA, 1059 nt
Organism: Aspergillus mulundensis
Lineage: Eukaryota; Fungi; Ascomycota; Eurotiomycetes; Eurotiales; Aspergillaceae
Product: NmrA family NAD(P)-binding protein
Exons: 2
Coding region: 1-1059 (352 amino acids)
Source: RefSeq, a predicted model, not a curated record